Messenger RNA from Striga hermonthica, 687 nucleotides. Lineage: Eukaryota; Viridiplantae; Streptophyta; Magnoliopsida; Lamiales; Orobanchaceae. The record is from the annotation of a GenBank genome assembly.
AUGUGGACGAGAAGAAGGUGGAUCGCAAUCGGUGUCGGAAAGCGUGUCUUGGGUCGUCUGGGCAUUGAUAAGGUAUCGAGUCGCACGACAUCACAUGGCUGCUGGCGUCGCGUGUCUCAGUGUCGUAGGGAUGCGGCAGGUUAUCGUCGGGCAGCGCUGGGCAGCCGGUGCACUCGGAUCAUCUCGCGGCAGCGCUGGGCAGCCGACGGUCAUUUGUAUGUGAAAAGCGACGUCUACGGUUUUGGAGUGGUGCUUUUAGAGAUAAUAACAGGCCUGCGAGUGCUGGACCUCAGUCGGCCCAGUGGGCAGACCAAUUUGGUGGAUUGGGCCAAGCCUUUCCUGCCUAACAAAAAGAAGCUGAGGAAACUAAUGGACCCCCGGCUUCAGGGUCAGUAUCCAUCAAAGGCCGCGUUCGGCAUAGCAGAGCUCAUAUUAAAAUGCCUCGAGCCCGACCAGAAACUCUGGCCCGAUAUGGAGGAAAUUUUGUGUGAAUUGGAGAAGAUGAACGAAAUUCACAUGAAGCCCAAGGAGGUUAGGGCCCAAGGGAAACGACACCAACAAAAUGGGGACCUCUACCCCCGGUACCACGGUCGGGCCCACCACACGUACGAAGGAAGAAGUGGUGGUCAGGCCCAUGGGGCCGGCCCUCGGGAUCACAAUAAUGCGAAGGUGGUCCGGACUUAUUGA